AUGGGAAUUUGCACUGAUCUCCACUGUGUAAACUACAGCACUAAUUUGGAGUCAAGGGACCACCUCUCCAUGCAAUGCCCACUGGCAGCAGCUCUCUGGAAUACCAUUCUGAAGCUUAAUGGGAUGAAUUCAUCUUCCAUGACAUGGGUUGAAACGGUUUCAAAGGCUUCUUCUACAUGGAAAGGAAGGUCACUCCUUACCACCAUUUUGAAAAUUUCUUGGACUGCAUUUCUUUACUUCAUCUGGCAGGAAAGAAAUCAAAGAAUCUUCUUGGGACGUCAUAGAACGGUGGAAUGCUUGCUCAAGGAAGUUAAAGACGUUGUUGGAAUUCGUCCUAGGGGUACUAAUAUUAAUAGACUUGAUAGUACUAAUCUUAAGCUUUGUGAUGUUUGA
This is a messenger RNA of Hibiscus syriacus, 393 nucleotides long. RefSeq lists its product as uncharacterized. The coding region runs from base 1 to 393 and encodes 130 amino acids. Lineage: Eukaryota; Viridiplantae; Streptophyta; Magnoliopsida; Malvales; Malvaceae. The record is from RefSeq and is a predicted model, not a curated record. The transcript has a single exon.